AGCGGAAGUUACAGACUUAUUUAAAGCCUCUCUCGGUAAACAGACCGGGUCAUGGCGGUGUCCCAGGUGUCCCCGGGUCUGUACCUCAGCGGGCUGGACCCGGCCCUGAACGCCGGCGUCCUCCACAGCCGGAGCAUCACGCUGAUCGUUAACGCCAGCGGCCUGGAGGACGUGUCCUACCCGCCGCUGGACGGCCUGAGUGUCCUCCACGUCCCCGUCCAGGACCGUCCCCACGCCCCCCUCGGACGGUACUUUGACCUGGUGGCUGAACGGAUCAACCAGAACCAGACGGGGGGGACUCUGGUCCACUGCACCGCCGGCAGGAGCCGAUCCCCCGCCCUGAUCAUGGCCUACCUGAUGAGGUCAGUUAUUAUGGAAAAGAUCCCAACACAACCCACCAGACUCCAU
Messenger RNA from Etheostoma cragini (Arkansas darter), 408 nucleotides. Its product is annotated as dual specificity protein phosphatase 14-like. The record is from RefSeq and is a predicted model, not a curated record. Gene Ontology annotation, molecular function: MAP kinase tyrosine/serine/threonine phosphatase activity. The annotation marks the transcript as partial. Gene Ontology annotation, cellular component: cytoplasm. Gene Ontology annotation, biological process: protein dephosphorylation. The transcript has 2 exons. NCBI's taxonomy places the organism in Eukaryota, Metazoa, Chordata, Actinopteri, Perciformes, Percidae.